AUGCAAACAGACCACACUCAAGAGCUAAACAAAAUCGGAAAAGGUUUCUGUGGAACAGUUUGGUGCGCUCCAGCGGAGACUCUUACCAUCAAACGAGAGGAUAGUGGUUCCGAGAAAUCAGACUACAAUGACUUCAUCAUACAUCACAAUAUUCUCCCUGCUUUACCUUUAUCAAGUCGAUUUUGUGUCACACAGUGCUACAAAUACGUGCAAAACAAUGAUCAUACUUGGUGGGAUAAAGAGAUCUUUAAGUUUCCUGAGCAAUUUCAGAUCCGCUGUAAUGCGCUGGUCACUGAGCGCAUUCUACCAUUUCCUGAAGCCAUAAGACACAAGAUUAUCUCAUGCGAUAGUCUACUGGGGCCACAAGGAAUAUGA
Messenger RNA from Bacidia gigantensis, 375 nucleotides. RefSeq lists its product as uncharacterized. The coding region runs from base 1 to 375 and encodes 124 amino acids. The transcript is spliced from 2 exons. NCBI's taxonomy places the organism in Eukaryota, Fungi, Ascomycota, Lecanoromycetes, Lecanorales, Ramalinaceae. The record is from RefSeq and is a predicted model, not a curated record.